CUUUUUUUUUACAACUUAGUGUCCUAUCGUAACAUUUACUAUGUGAAAAAAUAUUCUUUAUUUUCCCGAUGACUUGAUUCUUGUCAUUUGUUUCUUUUCAGUUCAUUUGUAUGUAUCCAACAUGAACAUUCGUGUUUACCGUAAUGCAUUGUUGACACACAAAUGUCACACAUGUAAAUCUAAAUGGAGGUCCAAGAGAUGGAAAUUGCAGGCUUGGAAAUAACAAGCUGCCUUACUUGCGUUUACGACAUAAACACACACAUAGUUGGCUCAUAUGCACAAGAAGUCAAGCAAAGCAGACCUUAAAUGUACUAAAAAGCUUACAAACACCAUUCCACACUAGCAAAACUUGAAAUAUGUCCAUAGCCAGAAAAGGAAAUAUGUUCUUCCACAGAAUGCCCCCGCCCUCUUGAAAAAAGGCAACCAGAUAGGAUGAGAACACAGAAUAAUUUUAGACAUCAUUUGUCUGCAAAACUUUCCAGCCACUUACUCAUCCUAUAAGAACAGUUUUGGCAGCACGCCUUCACGCACGCACACACAGACAAAGGUUUCUCUUCGCAUUGGCUGGAAGAUGGCCUGACUGAAAUGGCUUCUCCGUUAUUGAGUUUGAAUUGGACAGAGCAUCUCUGGCGUGGCCCUUAAUGGCAUUACGUGCUUCCUGGCUCUAACAACACAUCUCCAGCAGGCGUAGAUAAUUCAAUACAGAAAAAUGUUCUGAUCUAUGUUUAACUUGGCCAUCUUCAUCUAAAAAAAAAAAAAAUAGCAACCUUAAUAUAACACAUAUCACAAUUAAUAUUAACAGUCAAAGAAAUUCCAAAUGGUAAAGAAUGCGAUGGUUUGCGAUAGCACUUCUUGCACAUGCGUCAAACUCAAGGCCCAGGGGCCAGAUACGGCCCGUCACAUCAUCUUAGGUGGCCCACCAAGACAAGUUGCACAUUGAAUUUAUGUGUCAAUAGGAACAUUGCAAAUCAUCGACAAAAGAUCUUUUUAUUUGAACAGAUUUUACUAGUCUCUGAUUUGAAAACGAGUUAUUCAUCGGUUUGUUUUAAAAGCUUAUACUGUAUAUAAUAUGAGGUGUUACAUACAUUACUUUAUGGCCCACCCAAAAAAACGAUGACGACCAUACACCCCCCAAUAAAAAUGAGUUUGACACUCCUGACAUAUAUUUGCGCGUUCGAAUGAGGAAGUGGCUUGUGAUUGGUUGAGAACUAGGAAGUGAGCGGUGAGGCACAAGUCCACGCUCGACGCAAUGAACAAGAGCAGUGAGGAAAACCUGACAGCGGUGUGCGUUAAAAUCGGCGACAGCGUCAUUAGUGACCUCCUGAUGAGCGUCUACAUCCUGGCCUUCAUCUUGGGCUUGCUCUUCAACAUCCUCACCCUGGGCCCCAUUUUGCAACAAGUGCGCCGGCAGAACGUCCUGGGGAUCUUCUUGCUCAGCUUGUCGCUCUCCGAUAUGCUUUUCAUCUUCACCAUGCCCCUCUGGAUCAACUACUACCACUGGAACCACCAGUGGAAGCUGGGCGUCAAUUCGUGCAGCGUGGCCGGGUUUGUCUACUACUCCAACAUGUACAUCAGCAUCUACCUGCUGUGCUGCAUCUCUGUGGACCGCUGCCUGGUGGUCACGUUCCCACUGCGCUCCAAAACCCAGCGGACCUCGUGCUACGCCUGGGCGCAGUGCGUCGUCGUCUACGCGACGGUCACGCUGCUCCACGUCAUGGUGCUGUUCAACGACAACCUCACCGACGCCCACGACGGACGGGACGACCGCUGUUACGAGACCUACCCCAUGGAGAGACCCGUGGCGUUGUUCAACCUGCUCCGCGUGGGCACCGGCUUCUUGCUCCCCCUGUUGGUGCUGGCCAUCAGCUACUGGAGGGUGCUGGCAACGGUGGGCCAGAGUCCCGGCCUGAACGCCCAGGUCAAGCGCAAGGUCCGCCUGCUCUCCUUCGGGGUGAUUGGGAUCUUCUCCGUCUGCUUCGCGCCGUACCACAUCCUGCUGCUCACGCGCUCGCUGGUCUUCUACAUCAGGCCCGACGACUACUGCCAGUUUGAGCAGAAGAUGCACUUUGCCUUCUCGUGCACGCUGGCCCUGUCCAGCCUGAACUGCGUGGUGGACCCCGUGCUCUACGUGCUGGUCAGCAACGGAAUUCGAGAGGACGUCAAAGUGUGCUGGCAAAGGCGGAAAAGGACACAGAUGACCGAGUGCACUGCUUCCAAACGAAAGGCGGCAAAGUUGAAUCAGCAAAUCAUAUGAGAGUGCUCUUUGGUGUUCUUCUCCAGACAAUGGGGAAGUGACACAUUGCCUUAUUUGUUCAGUUCCCUCGCAUCCUCCCUUGUACCCUGCUCAGUUUCGAUGAGGAGGCUGAUAAGAGCAGGAUCACGCACACCAAAGUGUUUGACGAAGCCGUUCUCCAUCAAAGGGAUUCUCAAGCCGGCUUUGGAACUGGAAGGUCACAGCGUGUGGACAGAAAUGUAAUACUGACAAUUGCACCCUUAAAGCUCCUGGGUUAAAAAAGGAACCCGAAUUGUGAUGAAAAACAAAUAAAGCCUACUAAAGCACUGGCUCUCAAAGUGUCAAACCCAAUGCUGGUGUCAAAGCCUAGGCCCGGCCGGGGGCCACAUCCGGCUCAGCACAUCAUUUGGUGUGACCCACAAAAGCAAAUGAUGUGAACUGACUUCAUGCUCCUUGGUAAAAUACCAAAUUUACAAAUUGUUUUCACUUUGAGCAAACAUUUUUGUUACCAAUCCUCCCCUUUUAGAAUAAAUAUCAUACUCUUUGAACAAAGAGGUUUUCAUCCUGAAAAUAGUUCUCAAAUAUUCUUUGAAACAUGGCCUGUUCUGGUGGCUGCGUGCGGGUGCAAGUAUAUAUCUCAGGGGGUCUGCAAAACAAAAAUAUAGUUUUCUUACAAACACCCCAAAUUCUUUAGAAAAUGCUGACAAACAUUCAUUGUGUUCCCUACAGGGGACAUGUGGAAAAAUAUCCUAAAGUCAAACAUCUGGCCUAGGACCUGUGGGGGUUCAAGCAUAUAUUGGUGUGUGGGUGGGGCCCUGGCAUCCCCCCCUCUAGCACCACCUAUGGUUAUGUAUUUGAACAUGUUGUUCUGACUACCGUUUUUUACCAUGUAUAAUGCGCAAAAUUUAACUAAUUUAUUGUCCUAAAAUCUGGGGUGCGCAUUAUACAUGGGUACAGGCUUUUUUCCAGCACCAACAUGCCAUUUUUAGGGUGCGUAUUAUACAUGGGGGCACAUUAUACAUGGAAAAAAACGGUAAAAGCGUAACGUGAAUUAGUCGUAAAGUAUUUCAGUUUAAAAAAAGAAGGCGUGUUUGGUUGAGUUCAGUACAUGGGUGGAGGUCAACCUAAAGUCAGGCCAUCUGGGAUGAUGAGGUACAGGUGAGCAAAGGCACCAUCGCCAGGUGAGCUCAGGACACACCCAAACUUAUGUCUUCCUAAUCAACAACUCCAAAAGAUGAUGAAGAUCACCCAUUUGGUUGGCGUUGGGAAGCUCAAGCCCUGUAAGUACAAUAUCAUCAGUCAUGUCGUGUUGAUGUUUUUCAUUUUCUGAUCAUUCAUGUGGUAUCAUUUACAUAUGGAGAUUAGUAAUGACUUUAGGAAAACAAUCCAAUCAAAUCCCUUUCCCCCUUUCACAAAUGUCCAUAAAAACUGAACAGCUUUGGCCUUGAAUGUGGGAAUAUGACUCCAUCAAUAAAUACUGAGUCACAAUGCAGGGUGAUGCUAAAAGUAUUUUAUUGAUUAUUGAUCGACUUUUUCUGGGACAGGUGGAAAUUUGAACAGUGCUUUGAGAUUUUUGAUGGAAUCAGACAUAGCCUGCGGGGUAAACACAUUUAACUGAUCAGUAUACUUGUUUUUAUUUUGGAACGUUAUAGUAGGUUAUGGCAAAUCAGCUCAAGUACCAAAGGAUGGAAUGAUGUCAUAUUAUAGUGACACAAGAAGAACAUACAACUUUGUCAAGAUGGCGUAUUUAUUUGAUUGUACUUUUACAGACAAUAAUAGAGCAGUACUGUCAUGUGUCUCUGAGUCAAAACAAUGACAAUUUGAGAAAUGAGCACUUUAAUAAUGCCGCAACACUAUUUGUCAUAUAUUGAAGCUUUAUGUGGCCUGACACUGUUUGGUUUCAAUCAUUCGUAUUUUUUUUUCAUCCACCUUUCGAGUAGAAUAAUAAGUGCUAGGAGUACAUUGUAAAAACAAGUGACCGCUGAUUUUAUACAGUAAAUGUUCAGUCCACUUUUGAAACUUUUGAAAGUGUCAAGAUUGAUAUACGGUAUACUGUAAAUACUUGACCAAACUAAGUCUACAACUGUUAUUGCAUGUACAACAGAUUUACUGCAUGUGAACAUUUGCACGUAUAGGAAGGAUUGACUAAUUAUGCUUCUGUGAAAAAAUAUCAAUUCUUUGUACAAAAGCAAGCCUGAUGAAAUACUCGACAAAUGUACAUCUACGUACACAUUUUCAAACCACAGGAGUUGAUAAUGAUGACGGUGGAUGAGUCAUACUUUUUGAGAACUGCAGUUGAUUUUAAAGUGUUCUAAAAAUAACGCUGAGUAGAUUCAUGCAUUAGAGUAAUUAAUAUACAGUCUGGAAUGAUGAUGUUAAGUGUACAUUUUUUUGUGUGUUUUUUUUACAUAAAAGUAUGGUUACAAUUACACACAUACAUGACAGUCAACCCAAAUUGGCCAUGUAAUUCCGGGAUUAAAAAUAAAUACUUCAAAUGCCUAUAUAAAAUAGUGAUAAAAAAACAUUUUCAUUUGAUUAAUUACAAUGAAUGUAACAGAAUUAUUAAAUGUCUAUGUAAAAUGGUUACAUGUACUGAUUGUUUUUUAUUCACAAUAAAUACAUUAUUUCAAUGAUAAAUUAAUAAAUAAGAAAAGAAAAUAGCUAUUUCUA
Messenger RNA from Syngnathus typhle (broad-nosed pipefish), 4903 nucleotides. RefSeq names its product G protein-coupled receptor 184 (gene gpr184). Gene Ontology annotation, biological process: negative regulation of G2/M transition of mitotic cell cycle; G1/S transition of mitotic cell cycle; G protein-coupled receptor signaling pathway. The record is from RefSeq and is a predicted model, not a curated record. Gene Ontology annotation, cellular component: membrane. Gene Ontology annotation, molecular function: G protein-coupled receptor activity. NCBI's taxonomy places the organism in Eukaryota, Metazoa, Chordata, Actinopteri, Syngnathiformes, Syngnathidae. The transcript has 2 exons. The coding region runs from base 1250 to 2254 and encodes 334 amino acids.